Molecule: messenger RNA, 1545 nt
Organism: Mucor mucedo
Lineage: Eukaryota; Fungi; Mucoromycota; Mucoromycetes; Mucorales; Mucoraceae
Product: Peroxin/Dysferlin domain-containing protein
Exons: 1
Coding region: 46-1476 (476 amino acids)
Biological process (GO): peroxisome organization
Cellular component (GO): peroxisomal membrane
Source: RefSeq, a predicted model, not a curated record
UUUUUUUUUUUAUUAUUAUUUUCUCUUUUGCUUUCUAAUCAACCCAUGGCGAAAUCCGUUGAGCGAUCAAGUACUGCACCUGCAGGUAACAAGGGAGAGAAUGAGAUACUCAGUUUUUCUUCACCCCACACUGUACAGACGUUGGACCAAAUACCAAUUCCGCUGUUAAAACUGUUGGUGGUGCUGGGACCUACUUUACAAUGCACCUCACAGCUCAUUGAUAUUCUCAUGUGGCGAACAAGUCAGCCCCGUCAAUCUGUGCUGAUGGUACUUUUAUGGAUUAUGAGUUGUUUAUGGACAUGGCAACUACUUGCGUUUGGACUUCCCAUGCUUAUAUUAUACAAGUUGGGUAGAGACUGGCUUUCGGUCAAGACGAGUAAAUCACGCCGAGAAGCAAUGGAGAAGGCGCGUGCUGAACAACGUCAACGACGAGAGGAAAAGAUCAAGCGAGACAGAUACCAUGACGAGGAAGAUGAUGAAGUAACCCGACUUCAGCAACAGAAGGAGGAAGAGGAUGAAUUGAUCUCGAGAAAGAUCAGACCAGAGGGACAAGUAUCGCUGGACGAUACCUUACAGGAUUUAGCCGUCGUCAAUAGUUUUAUCGAUCAUGUUGUCUUGAAUCUGAAGCGGGUGUGGAUUCAUUUGGAUGGAUCCAAGAGUGAUACGGUGAUUUCGGUUUUGAGUAUAUUAUUAUACACUUGGCCUAUUUGGAUUGUCCUCAACUGGAUGCUGGGUGCACAUAUGAUAUUGGCCAUUGUAGGUACUGUCUUAUUAAUCAGCCCUUCUCCUUGGUUUAAUACCAUUGUCUUUGCUAUGCGCAGAAACAUCAUUUUGAAACAUGUCUUGGCCGCUACCUGGGCAUACGGUGUUGCUCUCAUCACUACAACCCUUGGCCAUUUCUCUUGGCCUCAAAAAUCCGUCAAAAAAACAACACUUGUCAAAAACUGGCUCUAUUCUGUCUUGUCAAGGGCAAAAUCAGAGAAAUCAAGAGCAUUACAGGUAAUUGAAACAGACGCUGAUUCAGAUGCUUCAACAGGGAAGCGCAAUGAAAUGAUUUUUCAAUUUGAGGUGUUUGAGAAUCAAAGAUGGUGGUUAGGUGUCAACUGGACAACCAAUAUGAUGCCCAGUGAACGAAGUCCUUGGACAGAUAAUCAAUUAAAGCCUAUACCCGCCAAAGAGGAAUUUAAAUUGCCCGAGUCCACAGUCAAGACUAGCACCCAUACUGUAAACAAUGAGAUUAUUAAGCGUACUACCAACAAGGUUUGGAGCUGGGCAGAUGGAGAUUGGUGGGUUGAUAUGACGGGAGAGUUGGCGGGAAAGAUUGACCAUAAUGGUUGGGAGUAUGGCAACAAUGCAUGGAAACAAAUGAGUGGAUUACCAGGCAUUCAGACAUUUACCAGAAGAAGAAGGUGGUGUCGUCGUGCUCGAUUAGUAGAACGUGAAAUUGAUCAGGUUGAGACAAAGGAGGAUGCUUGAAACCUAAAACCCCUACCAUCCAUAAUAAAAAUAUAAAGGUUUUCUUCGUUAUCUUUUUUUUUUCUUAAU